Molecule: messenger RNA, 2499 nt
Organism: Colossoma macropomum (tambaqui)
Lineage: Eukaryota; Metazoa; Chordata; Actinopteri; Characiformes; Serrasalmidae
Gene: sept3
Product: septin 3
Exons: 10
Coding region: 228-1307 (359 amino acids)
Biological process (GO): cytoskeleton-dependent cytokinesis
Cellular component (GO): neuron projection; septin complex; presynaptic cytoskeleton
Molecular function (GO): molecular adaptor activity; GTP binding; GTPase activity
Source: RefSeq, a predicted model, not a curated record
GAAAAAAAAGGAAAGGGGGAGUAAAGAGGGAGUGUGAGCCGCGAGAGAAAGGAAGAAUAGGAGGGGACGAAAUACAAAUCUGUCCGAAAGAAAACGGCGUUCAUAGCUUGUCUUCGUUUCGUUUAUUAACAGCGAAGGAGCUCUCGGCUGAAAAAGGGCCGCGUUUUUCUUUGAAAAACACCGGAGAAUCAGUAACGGUAACGGUAACGUUCCUCACAACAGUCGACAUGUCAGAAAUUGUGCCCCCGGAAGUCAGACCCAAACCGGCUGUCCCUGCCAAGCCCUCCCAUGUGGCACCGCCCGCUAGCGUCCCCCAUAUGCCCCCCCAUGGCCCAGGGGCUGGAAGUCAAGGGUCAGGAGGGGGCUCCACGUUGCUAGGAUACGUCGGAAUAGACACCAUCAUUGAGCAAAUGAGGAAGAAGACCAUGAAGACAGGCUUUGACUUCAAUAUCAUGGUUGUUGGUCAGAGUGGCUUGGGGAAGUCCACUCUGGUGAACACUCUAUUUAAGUCUCAGGUGAGCAGGCGAAGCUCAGGCUGGAGCCGUGAUGACAAAAUCCCCAAAACGGUGGAGAUCAAAUCUGUGUCGCACGUGAUUGAAGAAGGUGGUGUGAAGAUGAAACUGACUGUGAUCGACACUCCAGGAUUUGGUGAUCAGAUCAACAAUGAAAACUGCUGGGAGCCCAUCUCCAAGUACAUCAACGAGCAGUAUGAGAAGUUUCUAAAGGAGGAAGUGAACAUUGCCCGUAAGAAACGCAUCCCAGACACACGAGUGCACUGCUGCCUGUACUUCAUAUCUCCAACCGGACACUCGCUGCGGCAGUUGGAUAUAGAGUUCAUGAAGCACUUGAGUCGAACGGUCAACAUCAUCCCUGUCAUCGCCAAGGCGGAUACACUCACUCCUGAAGAGAAGACUGAGUUCAAACAGAGGGUGAGAAAGGAGCUGGAGGUGUGUGGGAUCGAGUUUUAUCCACAGAAGGAGUUCGAUGAGGACCUGGAAGACAAGAGUGAUAACGAUAAGAUCCGGGAGGCCAUGCCCUUUGCAGUUGUGGGAAGUGACAAAGAGUACCAAGUCAACGGCAAACGAGUUCUGGGGAGGAAGACCGCCUGGGGUAUAGUAGAAGUCGAGAACCCAAAUCACUGCGAAUUCUCUCUGCUACGGGACUUCUUGAUCAGGUCUCACCUACAGGACCUGAAGGAGGUCACUCACAACAUCCACUACGAGACAUACCGUGCCAAGCGGCUCAACGACAACGGAGGACUCCACCCCAUCUCCUCCAGCGGCGACACGCAGGAAAGCAACCUGUGAAUGAGGGAAAGAGUGAGAGUGUAGAGAGAGAUAUGAGAUGAAAGAUGAUAACGUCUAAUCUUUUGCGGAUACAUACAUCAACGCAUGCUCUGAGGAUUUCUUUGCUGUGGAGUUCUUGUCUUAACGCUCGUUUUUAACUGUCCAAGCACAUUUGUCUUUGCCUCUCCUCACACCAAGCUUCCUUUCUAAAACUCCCUGUACUUUAUGACAGCACACAGUGAGUCUUAAGCCUAAGAUGGAGGUAGAUAAUCCUCCCUGAACCAUUUCUGAACUGAAUUUGGGUAUGCUAUGGUGAUGUCUUUUCCUUCUUCUUUGCCAUUACUAUUCCCCCACCUAAAGCAGUUACUCCUAUAAUUCAGUGAUUCACCAUAUGGAUGGGUGACUACACUGCCAUUCAAUUGCACAGAUUAUAUAGGGGUCCAAAAAACUUAAGUCUUUUCAGCUUUUCCUAACAGCCUUUAUUCCGUACCUGCCAAACCAAGUCAGGAACUCAGAAAGUGCACGUUUACAAGCCUCAACAACGAUCUACUGACUAUUUGACCAUUCCUGUCGCUAACCAAACAGGGAAAAAUGCAUGGCUUGGAGUUCCAAUUGCACAUCUGUCUUGAAGCCACACUUCUACAGUCUUUCUUGAUGAACUGAUUUUUUGACUCUAUUUCAGGAAUCUCACUUUAUCUUGUACUAGAGUAGCACACCAUGCACUAAGUAGAAAAUUCCUAUGAACACAAAAUCAAGUGUCUUUUGAAGGUUUACGCCCCCAGUGCAUUUUGUAUAGAUGUUUUUUUUUGUCCUGUGUGUCCCGAGUGUGUGUGUGUGUAUACGAGUGUGUAUGAGAGCGAAUGUGCCUUUCCAUCUUUCAGAUCUACAUAUCCAGUUUUUUUUUUUACUUCAUGUGUGCCAAUGAUUUUAUCAGUAUGCAUGUAUAUAGCUGAUGCGAAGGUAUUGCGAAUUGUUUGCGUUUACAAUGGUGUUAACUACUUGAUAUUACAGUCAAAGCACAGAUAAGUCCUACUUCCCUCAUUUUACACACUCGACAGCAUUUUACCACUGAAGGUACACAAUAUUACUAGCUGUGUCUCAUCUCAAACCAGUUCACUGAUCUCUCUUAACCCAUAACCUUUUGGAUGCAAAUACCUCCUUAUUCAUUUUUUUCUCAUUAAUGCUUCUUGUGUAAUAUUAAAGUACAUUUUAG